Molecule: messenger RNA, 1645 nt
Organism: Aspergillus eucalypticola CBS 122712
Lineage: Eukaryota; Fungi; Ascomycota; Eurotiomycetes; Eurotiales; Aspergillaceae
Gene: she9
Product: putative mitochondrion biogenesis protein (She9)
Exons: 2
Coding region: 155-1645 (496 amino acids)
Biological process (GO): inner mitochondrial membrane organization
Cellular component (GO): mitochondrial inner membrane
Source: RefSeq, a predicted model, not a curated record
AAAAUACCCACCAGAACCGUGCAGAACCGCGGCGAUUCCGCAUGACCGCCUUCUCUCCCGGCGCCGAGCAGCAUUCAAACCCACCCGAUAAUCCAGCACAACAUACAAACCCAGCGUCUGUCUGGUCGACGUCCCAGUGGCCUUAGCAACGGCCAUGCAGUCUAUGCCAUUGCUGCUCAGGCAGUCCUUCAAAUCAACCCUUAACCUCACCCGAACAACCCGCCCAGUACGACGACCGCUCCUGCCCGCCGUUGGUCCGAACUCUCUUUACCCUGCACCGCGGAACUUCUCCAUCUGCCUGCAAUGUCAAUUCCGAUCCCAGUCCUCGCUUUACUCAUCUGAUCCCCUCAAAGAUGGGAAGCCUGCUGAGCAGCCGAAGGAAGACGAAAGCCCAGUCAUAGCUCUUCCCGCAGGGAACGCAGAGUUACAAGCCGAUGCGGGGACUCAGCAACAUACUCCUCCCGCUGCUGCGGAGACGGGAGAAAGUACACAGAGCCAGCAGCAGCAGCAGCAGCAGCAGCAAGAAGAAGAGAAGAGCGAGGCCAAUGGAAAGGGGCGGGGAGAUGGAGGGCUUCCAUCAUACAUAGAGCAACGCAGGUCACAAUUUACCAAGCGGUUCAGUGAUGUGAUGGAUAACCUCCAAUCCAACAUUUUCGUGGCAGGCCAGCGAUUGAACGAUCUUACGGGCUAUUCGGCGAUUGAGACGCUGAAGAAGGAGAUUCAUAUUCAAGAGGAGCGACUCCGCAACGCUCGCCUCCAAGUCCGUGCAGCGAAAGAUGCCUAUGCAGCUGCCAUCAACAACCGAUCGACCUCCCAGCGCGAAGUGAACGAGCUUCUCCAACGCAAACAUGCCUGGUCCCCCACUGACCUGGAACGAUUCACCCACCUUUACCGCAACGACCACACCAACGAAGUAGCCGAGCACGAAGCACAGGAGGCUUUGAGCCAGGCAGAACACGAGGCCGAAGAGGCUGCCGCACAAUUGAGCAAGAGCAUCCUGUCCCGGUAUCAUGAGGAACAAGUCUGGUCGGACAAGAUCCGCCAAAUGAGUACCUGGGGUACCUGGGGGUUGAUGGGAGUCAACGUGCUUCUCUUCCUGAUCUUCCAGAUCGCCGUGGAACCCUGGCGUCGCAAGAGACUCGUCAAGGGCUUUGAAGAGAAGGUCAUUGAAGCCAUUGAGAAGGAAAAGGCCCUUGAUCGGAUUCAGAUCGUGUCUGCUCAGAGCCAGAUGGCGCAGGAAUCGUCUACCACAUCUACCGCCUCUCCUGCGACUCCCGAGACCGCUGAGACUACUACCGAACCGUCUGUUUCUACUACAGCAGACGAACCGAUCUCCGAUACCGAUGCAAUCGUCACGAUCGAGAGCACCGAACCGGAGGUAUUCAGUUCGGACCCAGCUGAUGCGGAACCGUCAGCCAAUACCACAGUCAGCAAACCCACCCCUGACAAUAUCCGGGAGUAUAUCCAAUACCAGCUCUCGCGCGUCUCUCCGUUCAUUGAAUCCUUGCGCCAAUACCUCCACGAUCUCUUCAGUGACCGUCAAGUCGUGCUCACACAACGAGACCUCUCUACUGUUGCUCUUCAAAGCGCUGCUGCUGGUGCGGCGGUGAUCAGCAUGUUGUCGAUGAUUAUUCGGCAACGGUGA